Messenger RNA from Penaeus chinensis, 1691 nucleotides. Its product is annotated as peroxiredoxin-like 2A. The transcript is spliced from 5 exons. The record is from RefSeq and is a predicted model, not a curated record. NCBI's taxonomy places the organism in Eukaryota, Metazoa, Arthropoda, Malacostraca, Decapoda, Penaeidae.
AUGCGGCGUGUUGCCCACCUGCUGGAGGGCCGUCCGUGGACUGCUGUCAUGAGUCUACCUACUAUUAUGCAUAACUGGCCUUGGCUGGUGGCAGGAGCAGUGGGGGCUUUGUCAGGCUUUGUUGCAUACUGUAAUGUCCCUCUGGCUUGGAAAGGAACACCUCAAAAAGCUACACUAGAAUGGCUGUCAAAGGCUCCGCUACAGCAGCUUCAUGGGUCAGGGGCACCUUUGAUUGCCUCAGACUUGUGGAAUAAGAACGGUGCCGUGAUUAUGGCUGUGAGGAGACCUGGAUGAUCUUUGUGUAGGGAGGAGGCCCUAGCCCUCUCUAACCUCAAAUCCCAGUUUGAGGCAAAGAAUGUGGCUUUGUAUGGUCUCCUCCAUGAAGAACUUGGAGCAAAGGCGUUUACCAAGUUCUUAGACGGGGAGCUUUUCCUUGAUAAAGAAAAGCGUUUCUAUGGCCCAGAAGAGAGAAGAAUGUUAUUGACAGGAAUGUUGCGGUGGAGUGUGUGGAACAACAUAAUGAGGGCUAACAAGAAGGGGGUUGAAGGAAACCUCAAGGGAGAUGGAACUUUAUUGGGUAGUGUCUUUUUGAUUGGGCCAGGUGAUCAAGGUAUUUUAUAUGAGCAUCGAGAAAUGGAGUUUGGAGAUCAUCACAACAGCACAGAACUUUUGGCUGCUUUAGAGAAGAUUAAUGUUGGUGAUAAUGAAGUUCCUGACAGUUAGUCAUAUAGAUGUAUGUUAUGGUAGCUAUGUGCUUAAUGUCUUUUGAAUAUUUGUCAUAUGCUUUCCUAAGCUUGAAUUUGUAACUGCAAAGUAUAGACCUAGAGUUAAAGGGAUAUGUCAGGCUUUUCAGGUUUAAUAUAUGAAGGUUUGUACACAAACUCUGUGAGUGGUAUAAACUGGAUGGCAAAUAAACACACUAAGUCUGACAUUUUCUUGGAUAAUUCAGUCUUUAAAGCAGCAAGUUUAAGCUGGGGGAUUAGCAGUAAUCCUGGCUGACUUGAUACUAGAUAUGCCAGCUCAGUCUUGUUCUUUAUGUUAGAAGUUUUGAUUAUAUAUUUAUUAUAUAUUAGUUCUUUAACUUCUCAAGUCUCUCAAACAUAUACAUGUGAAGUUGAUCACAAACAUGUGUGUACACAAACAAUAAUGUUCCUUAUUUGAACAUAGACAUUAUUAGCAGUUAAAAGUAUUCUCAUAUAUUGAUAUAUAUUAAUAAGUAUUAAAAAACUUAUUUAUUUAUGUAAAGCAGCUCCUUCUCCCUUGCACUUUGCCUCUUUCUCUCUUGAUAACCAGGGAUAUGUUUCUAUAUGAGUACUUUGAACAGGGAUACAUAUUGUAUUGAUCUUGUGUUGUAGCUUGCUGUCCUCAGGUGAUAUUUUUAAAUGACCGGUGUUUUGAUGUUAAAGAUAGGUUGCAUAUUUGAUUAGCAUAUUGUGAUAGGAGAAUUCUGUAGUUUUCAUUUAUUUGUAGCAGCUGUUAUAUGACUAAGAUACUGAAGCAUUUUUUUUUUUUUUUUUUUAUAGGUUUGACAUUAUUUAUUUAUAGAGCUUCAAAGGUUUGAAGAAGUCAGGAAUGAGCAUUUUUGAAGUGUAAUUGCUUAAUUCAUAUCUAUACCUGUGGGAAAUAAGAAAUGUUCUGAAUUAAGAGAAAACAAUGUGCAAUAACAUGUUAUAAUAAAUAUAUGAAAUGUU